This is a messenger RNA of Tauraco erythrolophus (red-crested turaco), 603 nucleotides long. NCBI's taxonomy places the organism in Eukaryota, Metazoa, Chordata, Aves, Musophagiformes, Musophagidae. The record is from RefSeq and is a predicted model, not a curated record.
GAAACAAUUUUGUAUUUUUCAGGAGUUGAUAGCUGCUCAUCAAGACCGUGCAAAAAUAUAGAUCAGCAUCAUGUCUCUGACCCUCAGGUGAUGGUGGAAUUUGAAAAUGGAAACUUCAGGUUCACAUUCCCCAACCCCAAAAAUGUGAGUGAGUUCAGCAUGACCCUCUUCAAAGGGCAUGAAAAGAAGGAGAUCUGUGCACUCCAUUUGAGCGAGGAGAAUGUUAUCCCCAAGAGUAAUGUCACCUACUGUCAGGCAGAGCAUUCAAACAGCAGCACCACUUUCAUUCUUAAAAAUCUGGAAAGAAAGCAUAUCGACAUUUAUACGUACUGCCUGGAGAUGUUCUUACCCCCUCCUUAUAUUGAUUGCCGGCUGAAAGAAACCUAUUUGUACAUCCAAGACAAAGAUGACUGCAUUUCACUGGGACUCAUGUCGUGGAUAAUUAUUGGCCUGAUCAUGUUUACCAUGAUUUCCUGUGUCUGCUGUGUCGUAGCCUGUUGCUUAAGGAACAAGAAUCAGCAAUGUGAAUCCAACUCCCACGAGUACAACAGUGAAUACAUGCCCAUGGCAGCAGUGAAUGCAGCUAAAAAACCAAGAAUCUGA